This is a messenger RNA of Saxophila tyrrhenica, 1386 nucleotides long. It is a transcript of the gene DPH1, whose product is annotated as Diphthamide biosynthesis protein 1. Lineage: Eukaryota; Fungi; Ascomycota; Dothideomycetes; Mycosphaerellales; Extremaceae. Gene Ontology annotation, biological process: protein histidyl modification to diphthamide. The coding region runs from base 1 to 1386 and encodes 461 amino acids. The record is from RefSeq and is a predicted model, not a curated record. The transcript has 2 exons. Gene Ontology annotation, molecular function: 2-(3-amino-3-carboxypropyl)histidine synthase activity.
AUGGAGGAGGACCGUGCUGUAUCAGAUCUUGGCCCAGAGGUCAGCGCAGAUCUCAACGGCGAAGGAGAUGCGGCGCUCGAAAAGAAGCCAAAGCGACACUUCAUCGGCCGGCGAGCAGCAGACGCAAAGGCUGCUGCGAAAGCACAGGAGAAUGGUGAUGCAGGAAUCGAGGACAGCGGUGCGGUGCAAGUUGCACCACGUCGCCGGCCAGCUCGCGCCUUGAACAACGUACCAGAUGAGAUUCUGCACGACAAAGCCAUCAACGAGGCCAUCGCAUUGCUACCGAAGAACUACAACUUCGAGAUCCACAAGACCAUCCACCGUAUACGGACUUCUGGAGCAAAGAAGAUUGCUCUACAAAUGCCCGAAGGCCUGCUCCUCUUCGCCACCACCAUCUCGGACAUCCUCUCACAGUUCUGCCCUGGCGCGAGCACGCUCAUCAUGGGCGAUGUAACGUACGGCGCUUGCUGUAUAGAUGACUACACGGCAAGAGCGUUGGGCUGCGACAUGCUCAUACAUUACGCUCACAGCUGCCUCAUCCCGGUCAACGUCACCAAGAUCCAGACUCUGUACGUUUUCGUUGACAUCCAAAUCGACCUUGACCACCUCCUUGCCACCAUCGAGCGAAACUUCAAACCUGGCAGUACGAUCGCCAUGGUGGGUACGAUCCAAUUCAACGCCACUCUCCAUGGAACCGCGCAGCAAAUGCGCUCGGCAGGCUACAACAUCAUCGUCCCGCAGAUAACGCCUCUGAGUAAGGGCGAGAUCCUAGGCUGUACUUCUCCCCAGCUCAAGAAAGAGGAGAAUGUAGACCUCAUCCUCUACCUCGGCGACGGCCGCUUCCACCUCGAGAGCGCUAUGAUCCACAACCCCUCCACUCCAGCUUACAGAUACGACCCAUACUCUCGCCGUCUAACCCACGAGACAUACGACCACGACACACUGCUCUCCGACCGAAGCAAAGCCCUUGGGCAAGCGCGGAAGGCGAAGAAAUGGGGUCUCAUCCUGGGAUCUCUGGGACGUCAAGGUAACUCCAACACCAUGACGAUGAUCGAGAAUCAUCUCCGCGAUCGAGGGAUAUCGUGGGUGAAUCUGCUGUUGAGCGAGAUCUUCCCUGGCAAGCUGGCCAUGAUGGAGGACGUGGAGUGCUGGGUGCAGGUGGCGUGUCCGAGGUUGAGCAUCGACUGGGGGUAUGCGUUUCCUCGGCCGCUGCUGACUCCGUACGAGGCACUUGUGGUGCUGGGUGGGAGGGAAGGAGGAUGGGAGCGUAAGGAGGGUGUUGCUGCUGGCGGAGGUGGCGCCUACCCGAUGGAUUACUACGGUAAAGAAGGCUUGGGGAGAGUUAAGCCGGAGGAUCUGGCGAAGAGCGUGGCCGCGCCCGCUUGA